Molecule: messenger RNA, 1856 nt
Organism: Lontra canadensis (Northern American river otter)
Lineage: Eukaryota; Metazoa; Chordata; Mammalia; Carnivora; Mustelidae
Gene: SCTR
Product: secretin receptor
Exons: 13
Coding region: 231-1580 (449 amino acids)
Biological process (GO): cell surface receptor signaling pathway; adenylate cyclase-modulating G protein-coupled receptor signaling pathway; brain development
Cellular component (GO): plasma membrane
Molecular function (GO): G protein-coupled peptide receptor activity; peptide hormone binding; secretin receptor activity
Source: RefSeq, a predicted model, not a curated record
CAGCGCCGCGCGUCCUUAUCCAUGGGCUGGGCGGCUUAGCGCGCCGCCACCUCUUCCGAGGAGGAGCAGUCCUGGGGCUCACCGCGGGUCGGGUGACCCACCCAUGGCUCCUCCGGACGCGGCGACCGGCCGGGGCGCGGGACCCCGCGGAGGGCGCUGAGCUCCAAGGCCGCGGGGUGCGCACAGGUGGGCGGCCGUCGAGGCGCCCCUCGGGGAGCGCGCCGGGCACCAUGCGUCCCCGCUUGCUGCUGUGGCCGCCGCCACCGCUGCUGCUACUGCUGGCCUGCGCUGCGCACACGGUGGGUGCCCUCCCUGGAUUGUGUGAUGUGAUGCGGGUGCUGCAAGAGGAACAGGACCAGUGCCUACAGGAACUCUCUGAAGAGAAUCCAGGAGACCUGGGCACAGAGCAGCCAGGCCCAGGUUGUAAGGGGCUGUGGGACAACAUGAGCUGCUGGCCAUCCUCUGCAGUGGGACAGAUCGUGGAAGUGGGAUGCCCCCAGUUCCUCCGGAUGUUCACCGGCAGAAAUGGUUCCAUGUUUCGAAAUUGCACACAGGACGGCUGGUCGGAAAUCUUCCCCAGGCCUGACCUGGCCUGUGGGGUUAAUGUGAACGACUCCUCCAACGAGAAGCGGCACCAGUAUCUAAUGAAGUUGAAGGUCAUGUACACCGUGGGCUACAGCUCCUCCCUGGUGAUGCUCCUCGUCGCCCUCAGCAUCCUCUGUGCUUUCCGGAGGCUCCACUGCACCCGCAACUACAUCCACAUGCACCUUUUUGUGUCCUUCAUCCUGCGUGCCCUGUCCAACUUCAUCAAGGACGCGGUGCUCUUCUCCUCGGAAGAUGUCGCUCAGUGUGAUGCCCAUAGGGUGGGCUGCAAGCUGGUCAUGGCUUUCUUCCAGUACUGCAUCAUGGCCAACUACGCCUGGCUGCUGGUGGAAGGCCUCUACCUUCACACGCUCCUCGUCAUCUCCUUCUUCUCGGAAAGGAAGUGCCUCCAGGGAUUUGUUGCCCUCGGAUGGGGUUCCCCGGCCAUUUUUGUUGUUUCGUGGGCUAUCAGCAGACACUUUCUGGAAGAUGUCGGGUGCUGGGACAUCAACGCCAAUGUGUCCAUCUGGUGGGUCAUUCGGGGGCCUGUGAUCCUCUCCAUCCUGAUUAACUUCAUCCUUUUUAUAAACAUUCUAAGAAUCCUGAUGAGAAAACUUAGAACCCAAGAAACCAGAGGAAAUGAAGUGAACCAUUAUAAGCGCCUGGCCAAGUCCACCCUCCUGCUGAUCCCCCUCUUCGGAGUCCACUACAUCGUCUUUGCCUUCUCCCCGGAGGAUGCCAUCGAGGUCCAGUGGUUCUUUGAAUUGGCCCUUGGCUCGUUCCAGGGCCUGGUGGUGGCGGUCCUCUACUGUUUCCUCAACGGGGAGGUGCAGCUGGAGGUUCAGAAAAAGUGGCGCCAGUGGCACCUUCGUGAGUCCCUACUGCGCCCCAUGGCCCUCAGCAACUCCUUCAGCAACGGCUCCAGCGGCCUUGCCCAGAGCACCAAGGCCAGCACCUCAGAGCAGAGCCGGGCCACCUGCAGGAACAGUGUCAUCUGAGAGUCUGGAGCAGGGCCAUCCAUGGGACAGACGCCAAGGCAGGUCAAGAGGAGGCCAGACACUGCUGCGGGACAGUCCCGGACCCAUCUUCUCAGCAGACAUCACCUGCUUUCUCCUGUGACCAACCAUCUGCCUCCCCUGAGCCUUGGGAUGGGGAGGGGGCUCUGCUGAUAAGGUUCCUUAGAACUGAAAGGAAUGAGGACACAUGGGGCAGGAAGAGGGCCCGAGUCAGGGGCUCCAGAAGAAGACAGGGAGAUAAAUGGUAGCUGGGACAGG